Ruditapes philippinarum (Manila clam) is the source of this 3317-nucleotide messenger RNA. RefSeq lists its product as uncharacterized. NCBI's taxonomy places the organism in Eukaryota, Metazoa, Mollusca, Bivalvia, Venerida, Veneridae. Gene Ontology annotation, molecular function: copper ion binding; oxidoreductase activity. Bases 153 to 2264 code for a protein of 703 amino acids. The record is from RefSeq and is a predicted model, not a curated record. Gene Ontology annotation, biological process: iron ion transport. Gene Ontology annotation, cellular component: plasma membrane. The transcript has 4 exons.
GUACAUUCCCCCGUAUAAAAGAGGUUGACCUGGAGGAAAAAAGACAUUUUCAUUCGCUUGACGCUUCUUAUAUAUUUGUAUGAUAUACAAACUUCUGAUAAUUUGUGCGCAAGAUAGAGCUUAUAUCUGAGUACCACGUGUCAGCCUGAAAGAUGGCAAAAGGAGCAUUUGCUAUAAUGACCUGUUUAUUUAUGUAUCAGUGUGCGCAAUUUGUUCAAACUAUUGACGUUCAACCGGCGGCUUCAAAAGAAGACUGUAUAUGCCCAAAGAAUGAUACGAAAUGCUAUUGUACACUGGUCAUUGAAUACAAACUAACAAUGCUUCUAGACAAUGAGCUUGUUUAUCCUGAUAACGGUAAAUUGCGGUUACGGGCUAAUAAUUCUGAACUCAGUACCGAACAUGCGGCACGGGUUAUCGCUGCAGAUGGACAAAAAUCUCGUUUAGUCAUUACUGUCAAUGGCAGAUUCCCAGGUCCAAGAAUAGAAGUCUAUGAAGGACAAUUGUUACAUGUUAAAGUUGUCAACAAACUUUAUACUGAAGGCGUUAGCAUUCAUUUUCACGGCCUACCGCAAAAAUCGACUCCAUGGAUGGAUGGCGUUGCAUACGUAACACAGUGCCCAGUUAUGCCUGGUCAAACGUUCGAACAUGUUUUUAACGCAACCCCACCCGGCACUUACUUUUACCACUCACAUCUUGCCGCCCAACGAUAUAUGGGACUUUACGGUCCUUUAAUUAUACGUCCAAAGAUGGCUCUUGAAGAAAAGGAAAUUAUAAUAUCACUUCAGGAAUGGAAUAAUGAGUUGAACUCACAAACAGCAUACGAAAGGGCAAUUACUCAACAAUUUAACUUUAAAACAAACGAAGUAAUCCCUUCUACAUAUUCUGUAGAUGGUGCAUGGUUUGAAGAGUUUGCGUUUCAGUCUGGUCUUAUGAAUGGAAAGGGGAGAUUCUGGACAAGCUUGGAUUCUAACAACGGGUCUCCUCUGGAACGUUUCAAAAUAAGAGCUGGAACUCGUUAUAGAUUUAGAGUGAUUGGAGCAAUGUAUGCACUUCCAAUGCGAAUCUUUAUAUAUGGACAACGCAUAAACUUGCGUUCUUCUGACGCCUAUAACAUUAAUCAGCUUCCGGUACAAUCAAUAGUUAUACAUCCAGGUGAAAGGUAUGACUUUUACUGGCAAUCUCCAGAAGAAAACAGCAUAACAUCUAAAGAGAUAUUGAUUAUUGCCAAAACUUUAGAAACACCCCAGAGUCUUAAUUUUUCUAAAUAUCAUGCAGCUGAAGGCGUUCUGGAAUUCGAAGAUUUCGUUGGAACAGCACAAUCUCCUAACCCUAAAAACACACAAGACGAGGAAUGCACAUCUGAAUUAAUAUGCCAUACAUUUAACUGUCCCUUCAAGUAUUAUCCAAAAAAAGAAAACAGAAAAUGUAUUUCAUUCAAUGAAGUUGAAAACAUAGACCCAAAUCAAGACUACGCAAGUGUUGUAGGUGAUAAAGUAGACGAAGAGUAUUUUUUCAAAUUCGGCAUGCCUGGGCCCAUUGGAAAUACGCCCGCUUCUAUCAAUGGUAGACGAUUUUAUCUGCCGACCGUGUCCCUUCUGACCCAAAGAGAUAAUCUGUCAACCCCGUGCAAUGAAAGCUGUGAAACAAACGGUGUAUGUCAUUGUACACAUAUUCGGAAAGUACCGUCACAGAAAAUUGUUCAGUUUGUUUUAUUGAGCUCAGGGAGAGGGUCUGGAGCAUCUCAUCCGAUUCAUCUACAUGGACAUUCUUUUUAUGUAAUGAAAACGGGAUACGGAACUUACAAUGUCACCACUGGAAAACUCCAGCAAAAUUCUAAAGCUAUAAAAUGUACAGAUAAGUUUAACUACUGUAGUACCGCUGCAUGGGCUAAUUCUAGCUGGUCUGGGGGCAAUGUUCCUGGUAUGAAUCCAAAACCACCACAAAAAGAUACUAUCAUCCUUCCAAAAGGAGGAUAUGUUGUUAUACGAUUUGUAACAGACAAUCCAGGGAUGUGGUUUUUUCACUGUCAUAUCGACAUUCACAACCACAACGGAAUGGCAAUGGUUAUCGAAGAGGGUGAUUCUUGGCCAAGCCCUCCAAAGGGGUUUCCCAUUUGUAGAAGUUUUCUUGACAAUGGUGAAGGAAGUUUUGAAGAAAGUUUUGUAAAUUCGGCUGACAGAAGGAAGUCCGAUACGUUCAUUGUCCUCGUCACAACUGCAUUAUUUUACUCGAAUCUUUCAUAUUACAUUCGUUUUUAUAUGUAAACAAAGUAACAUUAAUCUAAGUAAGUAAGUAACAAUAUCAAAAACAUCACAAUAUAUGCAGAAAAUGACUUACUCCGUAAGAAAUCGAGGAAGAAAUAUGGGCUGAAAUAAAAGGUUCUGUCAUAUUUUGGAUAAAUCUGCAAUGUACUACAAAUGUACUUUGCUAUAAAUACCAUUUUCUUAAAAAAACUGAUACAUCAUGAUUUUUGUAAAAUGAAAAUGAUUACUCAUCUUGAGUCUGUAGCUUUAAUUUUUAAGGUAAUCAUCGAGAUUAAUUAUCUGGCAUUGUAUCUUAACGCUUACAUGUUAUAUUUAUAUUUUUAUUUCAUGAAAACUAACACAUUUUAAGCAGGCUAACACGCCUUGCUAAACAAUGAAGCUACCACUUAAGAGGUAUACGGUAAAUUGCUCUAAAAGUUUUGGUUCCGAUUUAAUUUUUUCAUUCUUGACAAAAUGCUUACUUAAAACGUAUUCUUUUUAAUCUGGAUUGCUGUUUAAAUUAAGAUAUGAGGCAAUAGCAAGUAUUUCAUUAUGAAUCAGUCCUUUUUAUCGCGGGAAACACCGCCACAAAUACAGUUCAAACAUAAAUUCAUCAACUUGACGUUCCCUUGAAACUUUUAUCAAAUUCACAUUGCAAAGCUGAAAGCAUUGUUUGAUUUUCGAUAUUUGAUGCAUAGUUUCAGAUAAUACUUAAGAAGACAACAUUUUACCUUUGAUGGCACUUAAAUUCGGCGACAUGCACUAGCUCGGAAGUAGCGACAGAGCAAUUUAUCGUAUACCUCUGAAAGAGGAAGCUAUGUUGUUUACCUUUAGCCUAUACAUUGUCAUGCAUAUUUAUACAUAUAUCUUAAAUACACAAUGAAGCCAUUAUAAUUCGGUUGAGUGUAUAGAUAUUUAUUUUAAACAAUGAAUUAAUCAAAUAUUUAAAAACAAAAUACAGCAGCGUCUAUUUAUAGUCAUUUACCAAGUAUUAGCAUUUCCAAAAAUGCUUCGAAUCGCCGUUCAGCCAUGAUUAUAGAAAUACUAGUUCAUUUCCUACCAAAUACCUUUAUU